AUGAGCGAACGUCGAGAGAGCCUGACCCUGCAGGACCCUGAGAAGCGAGCGAAGUCCGAUGCAGUUGACCCGGCUAGCUUGGCUGACCACUUGCGUGGGCGCCAAUUCAGCGUCGAUGCCCACGAUGUAGCCAUUGUCGAGACCGACCAAGGCAAGCUGCACCGGAAUCUGAGAGGGAGACAUAUGCAGAUGAUUGCUAUUGGUGGCGCUAUUGGUGCAGGUCUCUUCAUCGGAAGUGGUAGCGCUUUCCAGACUGGCGGCCCUGGUGCUGUGCUCAUCGGCUUUAUGAUCAUUGGAGGCAUGAUAUACCUCAUGAUGCAAGCGCUUGCCGAGUUGGCCGUCAUGUAUCCCAUCAAUGGAGCAUUCACCAUGUACAUUUGCAGAUUCAUUGACCCUUCGUGGGGAUUUGCCUGCGGUUGGCAAUACGGCAUUGGCUGGCUCACGGUGCUUCCUUUUGAGAUUUCAGCAGCUUGCAACAUCAUCCAUUUUUGGACGGAUGUAGAGAACGUCAAUGAUACCGCCUGGAUCAUCCCCUUGCUUUUUGCUCUUACUGUCAUUCAAUACUUUGGUGUGAAGGGCUAUGGGGAAGUCGAGUUUGUCCUCAGCGCAAUGAAGGUUAUUGCAUGCGUCGGAUUCAUGAUCCUAGGUAUCAUAAUCGAUUGUGGUGGCGUACCCACCGAUCAUCGAGGUUAUAUCGGAGCCAGAUAUUGGCACCACCCAUGGGCUGGUUUCCUUAAUGGUUUCCACGGCUUCUGCACUGUCUUUGUCACGGCCUCGUUUGCUUUUGGCGGCACCGAACUCACUGGUCUGGCUGCUGCCGAGGCCCAAAACCCUAGGAGAGAAAUCCCCAAGGCUACGAGACAAGUUGUGUGGCGUAUCUGUAUCUUUUAUGUCAUCAAUCUCUUCCUAGUCGGCCUUAUUGUGCCAGCAGACAGUCCGCUCUACAGCGGGGCCGGCGCCGAAAGUCGACAUUCCCCGUUUGUGAUUGCUAUCGAACUGGCGGGCAUCAAAGCGCUUCCGUCGAUAUUCAAUGCCAUGAUUUUGAUUUCGGUGAUGAGUGUCGCCAACUCGUGCACAUUUGCCUCUACCCGAACCUUUCAAGCAUUGGCUCAACACGGUAUGGGUCCCAAGCUCUUUGCCUAUGUCGACAAGAAGGGCCGACCUGUUGUCGUGACCAUCCUCCAACUCCUGUUUGGGUGUUUGGCGUUCCUCAAUCUGGACAAGAAUGGAGGUGGGAACGUUUUCAACUGGCUUCUGGCUCUGUCUGGUCUCUCUUCGUUCUUCAUCUUCGGCAGCAUCGCAGUCGCGCACAUUCGCUUCCGGGCUGCAUGGAAACUUCAGGGACACAGCGUCGACGAACUCCCGUUCAAAGCUGCCUUCGGUAUCUACGGCUCCUAUGUCUGCGCCGUCAUGAAUUUUGUGUGCUUGGCCGCCCAAUUCUACGUGGCCCUCUACCCGGUCGGAGGACCCAAUCUCGACCCGACCAUCUUCUUCCAGGACUACCUCGCGGGUCCGUUCCUCGUCGUCCUCUACCUAGGCUGGAAGAUCUGGUCUUGGUUCAUGCAAAAGGAGCAUCGCCCGCUGUACAUCAAAAUCAAGGACAUUGACAUCUACACGGGCAUGCGCGAGGGCCAGGCCGAUCUCAUUAGUGGGCCAGGUGUCUCGGAAGAACAGCGCAGGGAAAGUAUCGCCGAGCUGCAGGAGGAGAAGAAGAAGAAGGGUGCCAUGGAUUACGUCAAGGCUGUGGUCCACUCGAUCUUCUGA
This is a messenger RNA of Fonsecaea nubica, 1764 nucleotides long. RefSeq lists its product as hypothetical. Gene Ontology annotation, molecular function: amino acid transmembrane transporter activity. Lineage: Eukaryota; Fungi; Ascomycota; Eurotiomycetes; Chaetothyriales; Herpotrichiellaceae. The transcript has 9 exons. Gene Ontology annotation, cellular component: membrane. Gene Ontology annotation, biological process: amino acid transmembrane transport. Bases 1 to 1764 code for a protein of 587 amino acids. The record is from RefSeq and is a predicted model, not a curated record.